AUGUCAAACUUUGCACAGGAAUUUGAAGAUGAUGAUCAGUUCCAAUGCACCAUCAUAUCCCAGUCUUCUAAUGGCAGUCCUAAUCCUACUGAAAACGACCCAGAUGCUGAGGUUGUAGCGCUCUCGCCAAGGACUUUAAUGGCUACAAAUAGGUACAUUUGUGAGGUUUGUCAUAAAGGAUUCCAGAGAGAUCAGAAUCUUCAGCUCCACAGGAGAGGACACAACUUGCCCUGGAAACUCAAGCAAAGGCCAAACACACAGGUUAAGAAGAGAGUGUAUGUCUGCCCUGAGCCAACUUGUGUGCAUCAUGACCCAAGCCGAGCUCUAGGUGACUUAACAGGCAUAAAGAAGCACUUCUGCAGAAAGCAUGGAGAAAAGAAAUGGAAAUGUGACAAGUGCUCAAAGCGUUAUGCAGUUCAAUCAGACUGGAAGGCGCACACAAAGAUUUGCGGCACCAGAGAGUAUCGAUGUGAUUCUGGUACAAUUUUCUCAAGAAAAGAUAGCUUUGUCACGCAUAGAGCCUUCUGUGAUGCAUUGGCGGAGGAGAAUUACAAAGCAAACCGGAAUCUUGGUGCCACAGAAGGAAUGCUGCAGAGCCAAGCGCAAGAGCUGUUCACUUCAGCAAUGCCCAGCUCUGAUUCCUGCUCAAAGAAAAGCUCCAUGAUGAAUCUGACAAUUUCUGAUGAGAACAUCGACAGUUCACUGAGGCCAUUAUCUUUGAACUCAGCCGGGAUAAUGGUGUCAAGUUAUUUAAAUCCAACAACUUCACUGGCAUGUUUUAGCUCUGCAGAUCGAUCAAAUGUUUCUCCUAUGGCAAUUGGCUGUGCUUGUACUUCUGCAAGAGCCCUGUUACAGAAAGCUGCAGAAAUGGGUACCAAGAUCAGCGAUAAUUCGAUCGCUCCAAUUCUCCUUAGAGGAUUUGCCGGAUAUUCUGCUAGCAGCAUGAACUCAUCUGGGUCAGCCCAGGAAGGUUCUUCGUUAGUUGGUAGCAAUAUGGGAACAACUGCUGCGAACACGAAUAGCUUAUGUGUGGGAGACACAGAAACAUUUGAUAAGAGCUCGGAUCCAAGUUAUUCAAGAAAUGUUUAUACCAUUUCUGAAAAUGGAUUAUUUGAGUCUGCUUUCAAUAUGCGCUCAGCAAAUGGAAAUGCUUCUAACAGCCUCGUAAAAGAAGCCCACAUGGGGGGAGGCGAAAAAAUGACUCUUAAUUUCCUAGGGGUGGAACCAACUGGGCAUACAACUAUGGGGAAGAAACGAAGCUAUGAAGGCAACAUUAUGGGGUUAGGAUACUCAAAUGUUCAUCAAAACUUGAACAAUUUGCAUUCCGAUUGGUACACUAGGAUAGAAUUAGCACAAACAUGUGCCGUGCUCCCACAUUCUCACCUCUCUUAG
Molecule: messenger RNA, 1392 nt
Organism: Hevea brasiliensis (rubber tree)
Lineage: Eukaryota; Viridiplantae; Streptophyta; Magnoliopsida; Malpighiales; Euphorbiaceae
Product: zinc finger protein GAI-ASSOCIATED FACTOR 1-like
Exons: 3
Coding region: 1-1392 (463 amino acids)
Cellular component (GO): nucleus
Molecular function (GO): DNA-binding transcription factor activity
Source: RefSeq, a predicted model, not a curated record